Eruca vesicaria subsp. sativa (arugula) is the source of this 1214-nucleotide messenger RNA. Lineage: Eukaryota; Viridiplantae; Streptophyta; Magnoliopsida; Brassicales; Brassicaceae. The record is from the annotation of a GenBank genome assembly.
AUUAAAGUUAGGUUUCCAUUUGAUUGGAUAAAAACAAAGACUGGUUGUUGAGUCACAUUUCCUCUAUCUCUCAGAAUUCACAAGAAAUUGAUUUCACUCGAAGAACACAAAAGUCUCUCAGAUUUCAAUAUCGGUUUCUCCGAGUUGUAGAGAUGGGUUCUGAAGGACCAACGGCAGUGACAAUUAACAUCACAGGCUUCAAGAAGUUCCAUGGAGUUGCUGAAAACCCAACGGAGAAAAUUGCAAACAACCUGAAAGAAUAUUUAGUUAAGAAUUGUCAGUCGAAAGACGUUGUUCUUGAAAGCUGUACCGUGCUUGAGACCGCUGGUCAAGGAGCUCUGGCUUCUCUUUAUCAGUUACUACAGUCCGCGAUCAACACGAAGGAAUCAGAGUCAGCGAGUUGUGGAAAAACCAUAUGGGUUCAUUUUGGAGUUAAUAGUGGCGCUACGAAAUUCGCAAUUGAGCAACAAGCAGUGAAUGAAGCGACUUUUCGUUGCCCUGAUGAAUUGGGUUGGAAACCUCAGCAUUUGCCUAUUGUUCCCUCUGAUGGUCCAAUCUCAACCGUAAGAAAGACUACUCUUCCUGUUGAAGAGAUAACAAAGGCCUUAGAGAAGAAGGGCUUUGAGGUGAUAACAUCAGAUGAUGCAGGUCGUUUUGUGUGCAACUAUGUGUAUUACCACUCACUGAGAUUUGCAGAACAGAACAAGACCAAUUCACUCUUUGUUCACGUUCCUCUUUUCAUCGCUGUGGAUGAGGAGACGCAGAUGAGAUUCACAGCUUCUCUCCUGGAGGUACUCACUUCUGUUUGCAAGUAAUGUUGUCCCAAAUGUGGCUGAUUCUUGUUCAUGAAAUGUGCGUGUCAUGAAACUGAUUUGUCUCGCAACCAAAUACCGCUUAUCAAUAAAUGAAAUAUAAGUUCACUUCUCUACGUAUAUGCAUCAUCUCUUUCAUGUUUCAGAAGCAAGAUUCAUUUUCUUCUACAAAUGAUUAAUACACUGAGCUGAAAUCUCUUUAGACAAUUACUCUUCUUUGCCAAAUUCACAGUAUGAAUCGGCGUUUACAAUAGCUUCUCCUACUUGCAAAGUAUCUUUUAUUGUCUUAAUGUUACAAACUUGAUUGACUUCAAACCAAUCACAGUCCAAUGUAGGGUGUAUUAUAAUCUUCUAUAUUCUUCACUGACAUCAAAUCUAGCUAGCCUUACGUUUUGUGUGUGU